UUCUUCAUAAAAAAUUUGUGCAGUAACAACUUCUUUCGGUGUAAAAAUAUUAAAAAAAAAAAAAUCUUAAUACAUAACUAUUGGCUUAUCUACAAAUUCGAAAUUUUCUAUACGUUUAUUCAUAGUACAUAUAUUUAAUUUGGAAAAAAAAAUGUUUGUUUCGGCCUUAUGUGGACGAUCSCUGGCUUGUGGUGGGCAAAAGCUUAUGUCAAGGGCUAUCCUUUCCGCGUCAAUUAUUGCUAAGGCACAAACAGCAAAUCGUUUUAUAAACUAUCGACUCGAAUGUUCGAAAGAUGGUACGCGUUUGAAAAGACCACUGAAAAAACCACGAACCAUGUGGUUAAAUCCUGAUUGUUGUUUGGAUCCGUGUCCCAAUAUACAGCCACGUUUCGAUGAACUCUUUUACAAAGCAUCCGAUAAGGCAAAGCGCAAGUACACACAAACAUGGGUUGAAUGUCCAAAGAUGAAAUAUGCUCGGAAGAAAGUAUGCUGUUACGAUAACAUCAUACAGCCAACUUUCAAAAGACGUACUCACAAGAGAAAAGUCGCUGCAGAGGAGUGUAAACCCAAACCGACUAAAUUAAUGACAUGUAAGACGGUGUCGAAAAGAAAGUGCCCAAGAUUUAUCUUGCCUGGUUGCAAAGCCGCUCGUGAUCCUGCAAAAUGUGGUUUUCCACGACCGAAGGUUGAUUGUCAUAAAGUCUGUACGCCUUAUCCGAGUUUCUCAGAAUGUGUAAAGAAGAAAAUCGCUCCACCACGGCCGAUCGAAUGUCGUUGUCUGGAUAUACCAACUAUGUGUGAAGUAUGGAUAGAAUUUCGGCGAACUUUGGGCCUCAAACAGAAGCGUAAACAUUAAAUUAAAAAUUACUAACACUGGAGAAACAAACAUGUAAACUCUUUGUAUGAAAAAAUUAACCUUACUGUAAAAACUAAAAUAAU
Molecule: messenger RNA, 939 nt
Organism: Bactrocera latifrons
Lineage: Eukaryota; Metazoa; Arthropoda; Insecta; Diptera; Tephritidae
Exons: 1
Coding region: 152-856 (234 amino acids)
Source: RefSeq, a predicted model, not a curated record